Messenger RNA from Populus trichocarpa (black cottonwood), 1754 nucleotides. RefSeq lists its product as uncharacterized. Bases 104 to 1516 code for a protein of 470 amino acids. The record is from RefSeq and is a predicted model, not a curated record. Gene Ontology annotation, cellular component: ribosome. The transcript is spliced from 8 exons. Gene Ontology annotation, molecular function: structural constituent of ribosome; protein binding. Lineage: Eukaryota; Viridiplantae; Streptophyta; Magnoliopsida; Malpighiales; Salicaceae. Gene Ontology annotation, biological process: translation.
UCCCCAAACGAAAACCCUAGCUGAGCAUGCUAUGAAGUCCUAAUGACACCCAACAACACAGCCGUUCUCAUUUUCAAGAGUGGAAGAUAGAGAGCAAGUAAAGAUGCAGAUCUUUGUGAAAACCCUAACUGGCAAGACCAUUACCCUCGAGGUUGAGAGCAGUGAUACCAUCGAUAAUGUCAAGGCCAAAAUUCAAGACAAGGAAGGGAUUCCACCGGACCAGCAAAGGUUGAUUUUUGCUGGAAAGCAGCUGGAAGAUGGCAGAACUUUGGCUGAUUACAAUAUUCAAAAAGAAUCAACACUUCAUUUAGUGUUGAGGCUUAGAGGAGGAAUUAUCGAGCGUUCUUUGAUGGCUUUGGCGCGCAAAUACAAUCAAGAGAAGAUGAUUUGCCGCAAAGGAUACGACAUCGUUUAUCAUUCUCUGCGUUGUUCAAGGAGGAGAAACCACCAUCCCCCACUGACAGAGAGUCUUGGAAAGAGAGGAGAAAAUUAUCUCUCCAAGAAAAUGGCGGACCUCACCUCAAACUCUAGUAAGAUGGCUACUCUUAAGACUAAACAGUGUCUAAACCUCAUAACUCGAUUCAUCAACUCUCGAACUCCACCUUUUCAUUACAAAAAUACCCGCACUCUCCAAACCCUAGCUUUCGAAGAAAUCCAAUCUUCACCCAACAAACCUGACGCGCCUACAGCUUUCAUUCUCCACGGGCUCUUAGGUUCUGGUCGCAACUGGCGUUCUUUCUCUCGCAAUCUCGCUUCCUCUCUUUCUGAGUGGAGGAUGGUGCUUGUGGAUAUGAGGAACCAUGGCAAAUCUGUUGAUAUAGAGGGAUUAGACCCACCUCAUAAUAUGUUUAAUGCGGCUAUGGAUGUGGCUAAUUUGGUGAAAGAGAAAGGUUGGGAAUGGCCCGAUGUUGUUAUUGGUCAUUCUAUGGGAGGCAAAGUUGCUUUGCAAUUUGCUGAGAGCUGCACUCGUGGUGAUUAUGGUCAUUCUGUUUCUUUUCCUAAACAGCUGUGGGUACUGGAUUCUGUGCCUGUAGAAGUAAGUCCUGAAUAUAGUGAUGGAGAAGUUGAAAAAGUUUUGAGGACCUUGCAUAGUUUACCCUCACCAAUCCCAUCACGAAGCUGGCUUGUGAACCACAUGAUUCAACUUGGUUUCUCAAAAUCAUUAUCAGAAUGGAUUGGAAGCAACCUCAAGAAAUCUGGAGAGCAAGAGAGUUGGGCCUUUGAUCUCAAAGGUGCUAUCCAGAUGUUCAACUCUUACAGGGAGACUUCAUAUUGGUCUUUGCUGGAACAUCCACCAAAAGAAAUGGAGAUAGGGCUAGUGGUUGCAGAGAAGAGUGACCGCUGGGAUCCAGAUUUAAUUCAGCGACUUGAAAGCCUUUCUAGCCGGACCGGGGAUGAAUCUGAGGGGAAGUUCUCGCUUCAUGUUCUUCCAAAUUCAGGGCACUGGGUUCAUGUGGACAAUCCAAAGGGACUUCUUGAGAUUGUGACUCCCAGGAUGGCUUCCCUUUCGACAUAAUCGUAUGGAUUUUAGGUUGUGAUUUGUAAGUCAGAUUUGCUAUAAAAGUAUGAUCAAAUUACCAGUAUUCCAGAUCAUUUGGAUAGUACUGUUUUUUCCCACUGUGAUGCAAGAGGUUGAUUUUUUCUAGUCAUGCUUGAACAAUAUGAAUAAUUGAUCUUUUCUUUGCAAGUAAAUGUUUGGGAAUGGUUAAGUGCCUAAUAAAAAACAACCAUAACGGAAGGCAAAUUACCUGUAA